ACCAGCGAAGUAGGUCACACACUCAACGAACUACAUUGCCCACAAUUCCACCGAUCACUGGUACUCUGAGCUGUGCCUGGUGACCAUGGAGUUUUCUAGGGCUAUCUGACGCAGGGUAGAGGGAUAAAAACAUUGAAAUAACUGAGCUGCAAACGAGUUUGACACAAAUAGACCCGGAUCUUUUGAAAACUGAAAAUGGGUUCCCGAAUAAAGGGCAAUCCAGAGACCGCGUUUGAAGUCUAUGUUGAAGUCACUCAUCCUGGGAGCAGCAGUUCAGAUCCUGAGGUGCGGCGGCAGUUCCCUGAUGACUACAGCGACCAGGAAGUGCUACAGACUUUGACCAGGUUUUGCUUCCCCUUCUGUGCGGACAGCCUAACGGUCAGCCAAGUCGGCCAGAACUUCACGUUUGUGCUCACUGACAUUGACAGCAAGCAGAGGUUUGGCUUCUGCCGAUUAUCUUCUGGAGCCAGAAGCUGCUUUUGUAUCCUGAGCUAUCUUCCAUGGUUUGAAGUUUUCUACAAGCUCCUUAAUAUCCUUGCUGAUUACACAGCCAAGGGACAGGACAGCCAGUGGAAGGAGCUGCUGGACACACUCCAUACCCUCCCGAUCCCCGACCCAGGCGUGCCUGUACACCUCAGCGUGCAUUCCUACUUUACUGUGCCUGAUAUAAGAGAACUCCCCAGUAUACCAGAAAAUAGAAACCUAACUGAAUAUUUUGUAGCAGUAGAUGUCAAUAACAUGCUUCAUCUGUAUGCUAGUAUGCUUUAUGAACGUCGAAUCCUCAUCUGCUGUAGCAAACUCAGCACUUUAACUGCCUGUGUCCAUGGGUCGGCAGCCAUGUUAUACCCCAUGUACUGGCAACAUGUUUACAUUCCCGUUCUCCCACAACAUCUAAUUGACUACUGCUGUGCCCCCAUGCCCUACCUCAUAGGAGUGCAUUCAAGUUUGAUGGAGAAAGUGAAAAGCAUGGCCUUGGAAGAUGUGGUGAUCCUAAAUGUAGACACAAACACACUGGAAACACCAUUUGAUGAUCUUCAAAGUCUUCCUAAUGAUGUGGUUUCUUCUCUUAAGAACAGACUGAAGAAAGUGUCCACGACCACGGGGGAUGGGGUGGCUCAUGCGUUCCUCAAGGCCCAGGCAGCGCUGUUUGGCAGCUACAGAAAUGCCCUGAAGAUUGAACCAGAGGAACCAAUAACGUUCAGUGAAGAAGCCUUUGUGUCUCAUCGGUCAAGCGCCAUGCGGCAGUUUCUGCAGAAUGCCAUUCAGCUCCAGUUAUUCAAACAGUUUAUUGACGGCCGCUUGGAACUUCUCAACUCUGGAAAAGGUUUCAGUGAUGUCUUUGAGGAAGAAAUCAACGUGGGAGAAUAUGCAGGUAGUGAUAAAACCUACCACCAGUGGCUUUUCACAGUGAAGAAAGGCAGCGGAGCCAUUAUAAAUACAGUGAAAACGAAAGCCAACCCUGCCAUGAAAACAGUCUACAAAUUUGCCAAGGACCACGCCAGAAUGGGUAUAAAGGAGGUGAAAAAUCGGUUGAAACAGAAGGAUAUCGCUGAGAACGGAUAUUCUGUGGCAACGGACGAAAUGCAACCGAGGGUCACCGCAUCCCCGUCGACAGAGAGGAAGGAGGGAAAACAGAGGGAGGAGCGCAGGCCAAUCACAGUGCAUUUUGGGCAGCCUGAGCAACAGCGGCCCCCCCGGCCUCCCCCUCCAAAGCUCCAGCGCUCCACCCGGCCCGCCCGCCCCUCCAGGCCCCCAGUUGUGAAGAGACCAGGGAGCAAUGUGGUGGACGAAGGGGGAAGGACCUCGGUAUCUAGCCCAGAACACAUGGCCAGGCCCACCCGGCACUACACCGUCUUCCUGUCUGAGGAUUCCUCUGGGGACGAGCUCCAGCAUGAGCACCAAUCUGUCUCGGCCUUCUCUGAGAACUUUCUCUUCUCCGCUCCCUUUGAAUGGCCUCAGCCUUACAAGACACUGAAGGAGGCUGAUAUUGCAGAGGCUGAGAAGGGGAUGGGCCACACAGCCCCUCCCAGCCCCGUUGCCUCACAGAGGAUCACAGAGAUUAACCUGCUGGGCGAUAUCUUCAGCAGUCUGGAUGUGGACUUGGAGAAGCAGCCCCUGAGCCAAGCCAAGAGUCUGGAGGACCUGAGGACCCCCAAAGAGGAGGGACCACAGCAGGUCAAGUUUGGCUAUCAGCGAAUGGACCCAGCUUCAGACAACAGGACCAGAACGUUACCAGGAAUGAAGCAUUCCAAUCCUUACAACAAGCUGUGGAGUGUGGGUCAAGACGACAUGUCCACCUCCCCCAACACCUCCCUCAGCUCCUCGGAGCGGCCCCUGGCUAUCCCUCCAGUCGUCUCCUCUGAACAGCAGCGCCCCCCGAGCACAGAGGGCAUGUUGGAGAAGACAGAGCACCUCUCUGGCAGCCAGAGUAACAUCACCAUCCCUCGACCGCAUGGAAGGAGAACCCCAGAGCUGGGCAAGGUUCUGCCCCCGCCAGUCCCGGUGCCACGAGUGGGAAAACACCCACCCCUAGCUGGAGCAGUAGACUCUGGAAAGACUUCAUCCAGUUCUGAUUUAGUCUCUGGGUUCUCACAGGAGCUCUUUGGUACCAAAGCCAGCAGUCAUGAAUUCAGGCAAGCACUAAACGCGUCUCCCUUGCCUAUGCAUUCAAGUGCCCCUGAUAUUCUGAAGCCUAUUAAAGUCAGUUCAGAAAGUGUUGGACCAGUUGACCUCUUAAGUCUUUUAGAUCCGUUGAGCACAGGCGUAGUCUCCCAGAGUAGCAGUCAAGCGCCAAGCCCUGGAAAUGUGUCAGCCCCUACAGUGUCCUCCAGCCCUGCUUUAUUUACAGUGUCCUCCAGCCCUGCUUUAUUUACCUCUGACUUUAGUUUACCUGCUUCCACGUACAGCCAGCAGCUCGGAUAUCCUCCUUCUGCAGUGGCUCAGUUUCCACCGUCAUCACUCAAUCCAUUUACUAAGCCUGGCCUCCACUACCCUGCAACCGCUCCACCAGGCGCGCAUUAUGUUGCCCCGGCACGCAAUCCUUUUAGCUCAAACUAUAUGUCCUCUAACGCGGGAUUCUUCCAAGCCCCAGCUAGACCUCACUUUGCCGCUCCGUCUCUUCCGGGAAUGUUUGGUCAGCCUUCUGCGUUGGUACAAGCUAGCGGAGCUUUUAUUCAUCAGAGCCCAAGCCCAGUGCCGCCCAGCUAUGACCCUCUGAUCCCCCCAAAGCGGGUCCACGCCAUGAGUGACAGUCCGCUACCCCCGUCGAAAUCACAAGAGGAGCCGCAAGACCCGUUCGAGGAUUUGUUAAACGUAACGAAGGAGGACAUAGUAGUCCCAGGGCAGGGCCGAGUGGUACAGCUAAGAAAGAGAUGGGAGACCUUUGAGUAAAUACCAGGAAUAACUAGGACAACAGGCUGGAACUUAAGAGACAAAAUGGGAGAGUACUACUGCUGGACAGAACUGGAUUUUAGCUGGCAUUAAGUUUGUAAUGAAACAGCUAUCCUGCGUUUUCGCUGAUAAUUUAGUAACUAGUGUUUGACUCUGCUGAGCCACCUUAAAUCCAGUGGCUGUAAUGUAUUCACUUCUCUCCUUGAUUUGAGCCUUCUUAAACACAUACUAUUAUAAGCCCUUGCUUACGCAGUGCAAUUCCACCAUGUUCUGCCGUGUUUAAUGCAUUUUUUGCUGCCUUUUUGUGUUGUUUUUACUGCAAGUGUUGUUUUUUAUUGUCACUGAAGUGGCCUGUACUCACAAUUACAGCUUUGAUGUUGUUCAUCUCUUUUCACCUUGGUUCAGUUUCAUGUAUAUCUGGUAGUAACACUGAAAAGCGCUCUGUAGUUUUAAGGCAAAGCUCUCUAGUCAAGCUGGGGUUUCUUCACCUUCUGUACUAGUUAGAUUUUUGUAGAACUCAAGUUGACUGAACAGAAACAGUACCUGUUAGUUUUGUAUAUAAGAAUUCAUCAAUAUACAGAAAUGAUUCUCCUGUAAUAUUUUUUGAAGAAACCAGUGUUAUUUUUUUCUUUUCAGAUAUAGAGUUUGUGUUUCUGACUCAAGGUGAUAUUGUGGUGGUGUGUUUUGCUCCCAUAGCAUUGCUCAACAGUGUACUUAACCUGCUUACAAUAGCAAGUGGCCUUCCAGGCAUAAAAAGUAGUUACAAUUACAUCCGUGUCAUUAAUCAAGUUGGUCGAUUUGCAUAAACCCUGUGGGUUAUACGUCACCCUUUAAUUUAAAGUAAAGCUGUGAAAAAUAAAUCUGAAGAGCUGGAGUGUGUCUAUUGCUAUAGGUUCCUUACUCAUUUAAAUUAUGUGGGUAAGUAGUGAGAUUCUGAGCUGAUAUUUAAAAUGUGUAGACAUACUUCCAGUAUGUUCUGCUGCUUUACUUUGUAUUAGAUUUAGCAAUGUUUUUCCCAUUGUUUUGUGCUGAAUGUCUGUAAGUUGUUGGCUUGUUGUGUUUCUUUUGUAUUCAGUUUGGAUUGCAGAUGCAUCACAUACAGCUUAUUGGUCCCUAUAAGAGCCUGUGCAGCACACGGUCUACAAUAGAGCGCAAGUAAUUAGGUACCAACAAAAGCUUGUAAUCUGUAUUGCAGUUAAUAGAGAUAUGCAGAGAACUAGAAGAUCUGCAGCACUAGAAAAGGGGUUGCUUGUGCAAGUAAGUGGCAAGAAAUAACCCUUGGUUAUAACUUCAUUUAUAGUUAUGUAUAAAAUACACAGUAGAGGUCGCUAUAUUUCAAGCAUCAUAAUGCAAGUACCACAAGUACCAAAACCAUUUUUUCCCAUAUUAUAAAAACCAUGCCCUCCAUGAUGGGAAAUUCCUUGGAUGAUGAAUGUGUGACUGACGACUGUAGCCAGUGUUUGUCAUCUAGCAGGUACGCCAGCUGUGUCAAGUAUUGUUGAUUAGUCAUCAAGAGUGUAUUGCAUGGGACCAAUGCCAACCUCAGUGCCUGUGCAGAUACAGACUAUGAUACUGUACUAGAUAUUUGUUCUUGUUGGUGUGUUUUCUGUGUUUGCUUGUGCAUUUAUAGACUGUAGUCUGUCUCAACCUGCCCUGUAUAUUUAUUGAUACUCAACCUAGCGUUCACUGGGCAAAGCGUAGUUGACUGGACUAGGCUCGUCUAUUGCCUUCACUGUAGAUGAAGCAGUGGACUAGACGCAAUAUUAGGAAAGCACCAGAAACAAGCCAAUUUCUUUUGAGUGUUUGUCUUUCUGGUCUUAAUACCAGAAUACACAGGCAUGCAACCAAGUGUAAACUGCAAACAGCAAUACAAUAAAAAUGAGCCUUAUUUGAAGGCCUUUUGAUCAAUAUUGUGCCAUCUUAUCUGUUUACAUCAAGAGUUAAAUAAAUGGUCUGUGUUAGAUCCAGUAUAUUUAAAUACGAUCAGUCACAUUUACCCACAUGGGUCCCAGAACACUUUGACAUAUUUGUGUUUUAAUGCCAGUAUAUUAACCAGAACACUUUGACAUAUUUGUGUUUUAAUGCCAGUAUAUUAACAAUCACACCGAUACAUGUAUUUAUAUUGCUGUUUAAUCAGAGUCUAGUAAGCCCAGUUCACUGCCCUGCCUCACCUAUUUGUGUUGUCUUCCAUUGAAAUGAUACUAUAGAACUUUACAAUAUACAGCUUUUGGACUGAAGUACAAAUUCAAAUACUAAUAAUUUGUUACCACGUCUGAAAAUGGUUUUCUGCGAUUGUGAUCGUUCUGUUUUUAUUAUUUCAGUUGUGGUGGUAUUGAGGUUCAUCAUCCUUUAGAUAAAUGAAACUGACCCCUGAAUAUUGCACUAGUCUUGGCAGUUAUUCGUGUUUCUGACCUUGUAAAGUGAUGAGGGCACUAAAUGUUUAGAAUAGUUUAAUAAAAAUAUGGCUUUAUCCUUUGUGCUGAAAUCAGUAGCACUGCACUCCAGCCAGCUGCACGUCAUUGGAAAGAUUACUGCCAUGUUAAAUACAUUAUACAAACUUUGGUUUAGGUGCGAUCCACACAGAUGUUAUGUUGCACACUAGCUUUUUAUCAUGCUUGUACCAUGCUUCUUAUAUGCAUUUACAUUGAUUUAUCAUGAGUUUUACCAUGCUUAACCACACUUGCCUGUACUUUAUCAAGUGCUCACUGUUUUACUUCACUUAGCUAUGUCUAGAAUGGUAUACUGCAGUUAAACUAAUUUGUAUUGGGGAUGGAGUCAGGUAUAUUAUUGGCUACACCAUUAGUAAAGAGAUGUAUUAUAUUAAUUGUUAUUAUUUCUCCUUAUUCAUUCAAACAUAAGGGUAAACAAUAAAAUAAAUAGUUACUUAAAACAUUUCUCCUUAAAGAACCUGUCCAGUUUAUACUAAAGUAUUAUUUUCUGUUAAAGAAAACAAAAUAUUGUGCUUUCGUUGUGCCUAGCUCAAUAGAGUUAUUUUUGUUUUUAUGAAAUCUGAAAUGCUGUAUAUAAGUCGCAGGUGAAAAAAGUGUUCCUAAAGGAUUUGCUGACAAACUUAAUAUUACAGUGAGUUGAUAGACUCCAGUACUAUUGGUUCUGUAUGAGCCUUGCUUCCUUUACUUAAUAUUACAGUGAGUUGAUAGACUCCAGUACUAUUGGUUCUGUAUGAGCCUAGCUUCCCUUGUUUAAUAUUACAGUUAGCUGAUAGGCUCCAGUACUAUUGGUUCUGUAUGAGCCUAGCUUCCCUUGUUUAAUAUUACAGUUAGCUGAUAGGCUCCAGUACUAUUGGUUCUGUAUGAGCCUAGCUUCCCUUGUUUAAUAUUACAGUGAGUUGAUAGGCUCCAGUACUAUUGGUUCUGUAUGAGCCUAGCUUCCCUUGUUUAAUAUUAGUUAGCUGAUAUUGGUUCUGUAUGAGCCUUGUUUCCUUUGUUUAAUAUUACAGUUAGCUGAUAGGCUCCAGUAUUAUUGGUUCUGUAUGAUCCUUGCUUACUUUGUUUAAUGUGUUUUUGGCACUUGAACAAAACACUACAGGCAAAACAAGAAAACCAACGAUGACUUGAAACGAACACUAAUCAAGUGUGAUCAGCUCAUUCAGACCAGGGCCUGCUUGCUGCUUGUUUAAACUCAUUUCAGUAAUACACCUACAGAAGGGUUCAUCUGAAACACAUAACUGGGUGCUGCUUUAGUGCAGGUUUUAAGCCACAGAUUAAUUAUUUGAAUGGUUUGAAAAUACAUCUGUAUAUUUAAUAUAGGGUAGUCAACUCCAGAAAUGGUAUAAGUAAAUUAUUUUUCUUAGUGAGUCCAUAAACUGUUGAAUAAUAGGUAUUUUAGAUUAUCAGGCUGUAUACCAAGCCAAAUGAAAUAAGUAGAAAAAAAUCUGGGUUUUAAAAAACUAUUUGAACGUCAUAAAAACGUAUUAUAGGAAAGUCACGCAAUGUUGGUCCCCCAUUAUUUCAACUGCUGCUGGAAAAAAAAUAGGCAGUGAGGUGACACUUCCCAAUUUUACAAAGCAGAUGUUUUCCCUUAGCUUUUAAUGUUGAUCGCUGUGAAGAAGGCUGGUUCUGUACAGUGUGUUGCAGUUAAGUGAUAUCCUGCUAUACAACACACCCAGGGGAAGUCAGGAGAUCAGAUGAAGAAUUAGCAGCCUAGAUUGCAUGGAAAGGUACUUCAGAAAGAGGUAGAGCUGCUAGCACAGACUGGAAUAACAGCUUUAAGGACCAACUUUUCCAGUAAUGAGAAUAUUUUAAAAUGCACUUUUUUCCUUAAUAGAACUAAAAAUGAAACCUGCUAUAAUCUCUACAGGCGUGUUGGAGAUUAUAUUUUAAAAGGUAUUUUAUUGUUUUUUCCAGUAAUAACCCUGAUGCAAACUUUGUGUUCACAAUUUGAAACGAAGCCAAAGAAUACAAAGCAUGGGGAUUGACAGGGUGUGUGUUAUACAUGUUGCUGAUGAAUAACAAUACAUUUUAUACUCAGGUGCCCCACUUUUCUCUCCUUGGUCACAAUGAAACUGCAAAUCACUGAGAGGUGGAUUCAACCCCAACGCAGAGGUGGUUUAUGACCUGCGUUACCUCCCUGUUCUAUGGUGACAUUUAUUCAAAUUUCAGAGACACGUUUUCUUUAAUGUUGUCACAGGAGUUUUUUUUUUUGGUGUGCUCUGACAGUGCUGUCCAAUAGCCUGUAGGCCAUUGCAUACUGAAUGUUUCCUUAUCUGAAUUGAACACACAAAAUUGGCAUAAAUAUUAAUUAAUUAUUAAGUCUAUAUUUGUUUCACAGGGUAACGCAUUGAUUUUACAGACACCGACCAAUGAGAUUCACUGCAGUCAUCUCCAAAAUUUCAUUUUCACACAGAACACAAACACAUUACAGCACAGUCUGCAACGGCUUUAAGUUUGAAUAGUGCCACGAAACAGGGACAUAACUUGGGGCAGCACUGUGUUGCAGAAUGAAUGUGCCACUUUGUCGGUAGUAAAAUGUUCUUUUGUGAACCUCUUGUAAUAUGUGAGAAACUCUGUAAAGAAAAAUGCUUCCUGAACAAUGUAAUUCUUUUCUUCUCUGGUGCCUCUGAAGUCCUUGUAGAAUGGACGCCUUCUGUUUUGAUUCUUUGCAUUGCUGUACAUGUUCAAUUGUUUGUAUUGGAUGUUUGCUCCUGGAUAAAACUGUGUUCCUGUCGUCGUGAUUUUUCCUGA
Messenger RNA from Acipenser ruthenus (sterlet), 8591 nucleotides. RefSeq names its product DENN domain-containing protein 1A-like. Lineage: Eukaryota; Metazoa; Chordata; Actinopteri; Acipenseriformes; Acipenseridae. Gene Ontology annotation, molecular function: guanyl-nucleotide exchange factor activity; phosphatidylinositol phosphate binding. The record is from RefSeq and is a predicted model, not a curated record. Gene Ontology annotation, cellular component: clathrin-coated vesicle; cytosol. Gene Ontology annotation, biological process: endocytosis; endocytic recycling. Bases 196 to 3390 code for a protein of 1064 amino acids. The transcript is spliced from 24 exons.